AGGGAUCACAAAGCCAGACCAAACUCAAUGGGCUUGGCAGGUUGGUUGUAUCGCCCAUUGUCCCGCUCCCCACUAUAAAAACGGUCUUUUGAAGCCGAAAGCCGAAAAUCCCUACGGUACACUGAACCAUUACUACACACCUAACGCAACACACCAAAGCCAUGGAUUCGGAUUUCGGCAUUCCCAGAGAACUCUCUGAUCUUCAGAAACUCAGAUCUCUCUACCUGCCUGAGCUUCCUCCCUGUCUCCAGAUCUGCUGACAUGCAGACUCUUAAUUUGAUUUCUGUUGAUCAGAUCUCGUCUUCGGGAACUACAGUUAGAGUGGAAUUUGGUGAUGCAACAACAGUUGCAGAUCCUGCAGAUGCCCACAUCAUUGCUCGAGCCUUUCCACACAACUACGCUCAGCCGUUGGCUCACUUUUUAAGGGCAACUGCUAAAGUUCCUGAUGCUCAGAUUAUCACCGAGCAUCCAGCAAUAAGGGUUGGAAUUGUCUUUUGUGGUAGACAAUCUCCUGGUGGGCAUAAUGUCGUUUGGGGUCUUCACAAUGCUCUGAAAAUCCACAACCCUAAGAGUACUUUACUUGGAUUUUUGGGUGGCUCUGAAGGUUUAUUUGCACAAAAGACUCUUGAGAUAACAGAUGACAUCCUUUCAACCUACAAAAAUCAAGGUGGUUAUGAUUUGCUUGGAAGGACCAAAGAUCAGAUUAGGACAACUGAGCAAGUUAAUGCUGCGUUAACUGCGUGCAAAGAUUUGAAAUUAGAUGGCCUUGUCAUUGUUGGAGGGGUAACAUCAAACACUGAUGCUGCUCAACUUGCUGAAACAUUUGCUGAAGCAAAAUGCCCAACAAAGGUGAUUGGUGUUCCUGUUACAUUGAAUGGAGACCUCAAGAAUCAAUUUGUAGAAACAAACAUUGGUUUUGAUACAAUAUGCAAGGUCAAUUCGCAGCUCAUCAGCAAUGUAUGCACUGAUGCUCUCUCUGCUGAGAAGUAUUAUUACUUUAUUCGUCUGAUGGGUCGGAAGGCAUCACAUGUUGCUCUUGAAUGCACUCUUCAAUCUCAUCCAAAUAUGGUAAUUCUUGGUGAGGAAGUUGCUGCCUCAAAGCUUACCCUUUUUGACUUGACAACACAGAUUUGUGAUGCAGUUCAAGCAAGAGCACAACAAGACAAGAACCAUGGAGUCAUCCUACUGCCAGAAGGACUUAUAGAAAGCAUCCCUGAAGUGUAUGCUUUAUUAAAGGAAAUUCAUGGGCUGCUCAAGCAAGGUGUCUCUGUCGAUAACAUUUCAUCUCAGCUUUCACCUUGGGCAUUUGCUUUGUUUGAAUUUCUGCCCCCUUUCAUUAAGAGACAGCUGCUCCUACAACCAGAAUCAGAUGAUUCUGCACAGUUAUCGCAGAUUGAGACAGAGAAACUCCUAGCACAUCUUGUGGAGGUUGAAAUGAACAAGCGCCUGAAAGAAGGCACGUACAAGGGGAAAAAAUUCAAUGCUAUUUGCCACUUCUUUGGUUAUCAAGCUCGUGGAUCUUUACCAUCAAAAUUCGAUUGUGACUAUGCUUACGUUCUUGGGCACAUCUGCUAUCACAUUCUCGCAGCCGGUUUGAAUGGUUACAUGGCAACUGUUACUAACUUGAAGAAUCCUGUGAACAAGUGGAAAUGCGGUGCUGCACCGUUUACGGCUAUGAUGACUGUCAAGCGUUGGUCUCAAAAUCCAGGUGCAAGUGCAACUUCAAUUGGGAAACCUGCUAUUCAUCCAGCUACUGUGGAUUUGAAGGGCAGAGCAUAUGACCUAUUGAGACAGAAUGCACAAAGAUUUUUACUGGAUGAUCUGUACAGAAAUCCAGGACCUCUUCAAUUUGAUGGUCCUGGUGCUGAUGCUAAGGCUGUCACUCUUUGUGUUGAAGACCAAGAUUACAUGGGUCGAAUCAAGAAAUUGCAGGAAUAUCUUGACAAGGUCCGGACCAUUGUGAAACCAGGGUGUUCUCAGGAGGUCUUGAAAGCAGCUUUAAGUGUAAUGGCUUCUGUGACGGAUGUUUUAUCUGUUAUGUCCUCAUCUUCGUCAAGUACCCAGACAUCCAUCUAUGAGUGAAUGACGUAUUUUCUCGGCCAUUUUGGUGCUGCUGGUUUGCGUAAUUUUCUUUUCACUUACUCCCUGUCUUGAACUGUAACUGCCGAGAGUGUUUGUAAUAAACUCAGUUUUGUUGAAAGAGAGAAUUUUCCUCCUUAGUUCUCUAUUCUGUCAUCUUUUCUAAUUGACCUUUAAUAUUCAAGAUUUUUCUCAA
Carica papaya (papaya) is the source of this 2275-nucleotide messenger RNA. Its product is annotated as pyrophosphate--fructose 6-phosphate 1-phosphotransferase subunit alpha. Gene Ontology annotation, biological process: photosynthesis; glycolytic process; response to glucose. The record is from RefSeq and is a predicted model, not a curated record. Gene Ontology annotation, molecular function: 6-phosphofructokinase activity; ATP binding; diphosphate-fructose-6-phosphate 1-phosphotransferase activity. Gene Ontology annotation, cellular component: cytosol. Lineage: Eukaryota; Viridiplantae; Streptophyta; Magnoliopsida; Brassicales; Caricaceae.